AUGGACAAAGGGAAUUACACAGCUGUAACUGAGUUUUUUCUGGUGGGGCUUUCCCAUUACCCAGGCCUCCAGAUUUCUCUUUAUGUGCUCUGUUUGUUGAUGUACCUGGUGAUCCUAUUGGGAAAUAGCAUCCUCAUUAUUAUCAGCAUCCUGGAUCCCCACCUUCACACCCCUAUGUACUUUUUCCUUGGGAAUCUCUCCUUCCUGGAUAUCUGUUACACAUCUUCUUUCAUUCCUAAGAUUCUGAUUAAUUUUACAUCUGAAAGAAAAUCCAUCUCUUUCAUUGGAUGUACAUUACAGAUGGUUGUUUCUCUUGGACUAGGGUCAACAGAGUGUAUACUCCUAGCAGUGAUGGCCUAUGACAGGUAUGUCGCCAUCUGCAAUCCCCUAAGAUAUACCAUCAUCAUGAACAAGGGACUCUGUAUGCAAAUGGCGGCUUGGACCUGGAUAGCAGGAUUUCUGGUCUCCCUGGUACAAACUGUACUUGCCAUGAUAAAGCCUUUUUGUGGGAAUAUCAUUGACCAUAUUACCUGUGAGAUUCUGGCCCUUCUCAAGCUGAUUUGUGUAGACAUAUCUCUCAAUGUGUUUAUAAUGACAAUUGCAAGUAUCAUUAUCUUAAUCAUUCCUUUGACACUCAUUUUCAUCUCUUAUGUUUUCAUCCUUGCCACUAUCCUCAGAAUUAACUCUAGUGAAGGGAGAAAAAAAGCCUUUUCCACGUGUUCAGCCCACCUGACUGUUGUGAUCUUGUUCUAUGGCUCAGCCCUUUUCAUGUAUAUGAAGCCCAAGUCCAAAGACACAAAGACUUCUGAUGAGAUCAUUGUGCUUUCCUAUGGGGUAGUGACCCCAAUGCUGAACCCCAUCAUCUAUAGCCUGAGGAAUAAAGAGGUGAAAGGGGCUGUGAAGAAAGUUCUAUGCAGAAAUCUGUUCUUGCAGAAAGUAUGA
This is a messenger RNA of Dromiciops gliroides (monito del monte), 942 nucleotides long. Its product is annotated as olfactory receptor 13D1-like. Gene Ontology annotation, biological process: G protein-coupled receptor signaling pathway. Gene Ontology annotation, molecular function: G protein-coupled receptor activity; olfactory receptor activity. Lineage: Eukaryota; Metazoa; Chordata; Mammalia; Microbiotheria; Microbiotheriidae. The record is from RefSeq and is a predicted model, not a curated record. Bases 1 to 942 code for a protein of 313 amino acids. Gene Ontology annotation, cellular component: membrane. The transcript has a single exon.